AUGCAUGAGGGUACUUGUAGGACAAGAUACUUACAGAACCUCACAGUCCUGCUUGCAUCUUCUUUGGUAACCCAGGAGUACACCAAAGAUUACGAGCCAUAUCGUAACAUUGGUGGACACAUUGGGAACAUCUUCACAAGUGAUUGGUUACGUAACCACUCUUGA
Molecule: messenger RNA, 165 nt
Organism: Laccaria bicolor S238N-H82
Lineage: Eukaryota; Fungi; Basidiomycota; Agaricomycetes; Agaricales; Hydnangiaceae
Exons: 4
Coding region: 1-165 (54 amino acids)
Source: RefSeq, a predicted model, not a curated record